UAUCUACUUAUCCAUUUCAUCUGAAAACCUGAGAGAGCAACAUGAGCGCGCCAGUCCCACGUCUUAGAGGACAUCUCCUAAGAUCUGCCGCGUCACUGGCUGGAGCAUCAUCCCGGAUUGGGGAACCAUCAGUCUCCAAGAAUUGUUCCUGUGGUCGCUUCGUUGGAAGUUCAACCAUUCCUGCUCGCUCAAUCGGUCGAUCUCUUUUAGUUUCUGCGUUUGAUGCAGGCAGGAACUGCCACGCAAGGGCCUACUCAACAGAUUCAAUCGGGAAGGCUGGUCCCGAUGCUUCAAGCUCACUUGCCGGCUCCAGUACUUCUUCGUCAAAUUUCCAAGACGCCAGAUAUCAACACUUCCAAGCCAGUCUUGCGAAUAUCGACGCUAACAAUCAGUCCCGCGCACGGGUCUUCAAAGGAGUUCAUUCGCGUCGGGACAGAGCCAAAGGCACCACUCCCCAAGAGGCUAAAGCCUUGAAUCAAGUCAUCGCUGGGUUAUACCGAGAGCUCGAAAGGCUUGGAGGACCCCUCAGACCAGGCUCGAACCCCGUCACCGAUCCCUUCAGUCACAAUCUCGCCGACUCUCCUCGAAGUGGUGAUUCCCUUCGAUCGAUGAUUGGCGUUCCGCGUUUCGCGAAGCGCACAGAUGACGGGCUUGGAGGAGCCGAGCUCGCCAAAUUAAGAUCUGAGAUCGACAUGCUCAAGGAAGAUAUGAGCACGUUGUCUUCAGAGCAAGACUUGGUCGAAUGGGCCGAACGUCACGUUUUCACACCUUCAGAAGUCUCCGAUGGUGAAGAACUUGGAUACCCGAGACGUUAUCCGCAUAUGCUCGCGUACUUGAUGCGAAUCACAAGGGAAAUUUACAGGAACCCCUCACUCGCCCUUGCCUUCUUUCAACACGCUCAGACCCUCUCACUUGAAUCGUACAUGUCUGGAUGUCUUACCUCGGCAUAUAACGAGCUCAUCAGAACUCGAUGGCAAUGUUUCAGGGACCUUGAAGGUGUAGAUCAAGCUCUCAAGGAGAUGGAAACGAGUGGUGUCUCGUGGAACUUUCAUACUCGACAGUUGGUCGAGAGCGUUUGCAAUUCUGUCAGCUCAACGCCAUUCAGCACAGAGAGGGGAGAAGAAGAAUCGAUAUGGAAAGAAUUCGUGAUGAAAAGAUGGAGAACGCUGGAAGCGAGACUCGAUGCUGAUUCCAAUGCAAGUGAAGGAAUGUGGGACAGAAUGGCAGAAGCCAAACGCAUGGAGAGAGGUCUCAACCUGGACAGCGAACGAGCUCGAGAACGCUACGGAUCAAGCGACAAUCGGCAGAAAGGUGGCAUCAUUCCUCAAUCACAACGACGGCCAGAGAGGCGAUCUUCUGAAAGUCUCUCCCACAACUCGGUCUACCAGGAUGAAUGGCAGGCUGGCCAUGAUGAGGAUGCCCCUCAUCGCGCUUAUGGUUAGAUCAUUGGUGCUUCAUGUAGAUUGGCGCCUUCCUUCACAUCGCCUUGUCUCGUUAACGUCACGUCAUGUCAUAU
Molecule: messenger RNA, 1516 nt
Organism: Kockovaella imperatae
Lineage: Eukaryota; Fungi; Basidiomycota; Tremellomycetes; Tremellales; Cuniculitremaceae
Exons: 2
Coding region: 42-1442 (466 amino acids)
Cellular component (GO): mitochondrion
Source: RefSeq, a predicted model, not a curated record